This is a messenger RNA of Westerdykella ornata, 1182 nucleotides long. RefSeq lists its product as uncharacterized. The coding region runs from base 174 to 995 and encodes 273 amino acids. NCBI's taxonomy places the organism in Eukaryota, Fungi, Ascomycota, Dothideomycetes, Pleosporales, Sporormiaceae. The record is from RefSeq and is a predicted model, not a curated record. The transcript is spliced from 2 exons.
GACGCGGCUACUAAAACGCCCUAGCUUCUGUUUGCUAGCCUUUUCUACAUAGUACAAUAUCUAUCGGAAGCCGUCCGUCUCCAUUGCUCUACAGUCAACUCCAGUUUCUCCCAUCACUGUGGGAUACACACACGCGGCACCUUGGUCUCCGAUUCUCAAAUCCCAACAACACGAUGGAGGGCGCGUUGGCCGAACUGAGCGUCAUUGCCGAAAAGGUCAACCAUGUCGGUGAGGAGCUUGAACGAAGAGCGAGGGAGCGUGAGCGGGAGCUCUCCGAACACUUGGCUAUCGUGACAGCUAGGGCGGUGCUCCGAGCCCGGGAUCGUGUACUUGUCGCGACAAAGGCGCGAAAGGAGGCCGAGGAGGCAAUUAAACCGCUUCGCGAUAGCAUGGAGUACCUGGGGCCAAAGUUGGUUGCAAGUGUUGAGGCCACAUGGUUGCAGAUCCAUCGCGCUUGGAGUGAUCAACUGAAAGACGCUAUUAGUGAACUGGAGCCGUCACUACCAGCAGGCGUGGAUUGCGCCACUGUCAAGAUCGAGUUCAAUGGAAAGCCGAUCCGACUUGAACUGAGCAAAGGGAAACAUCCGCAACCCAACGCCAACCCCAGCCACGACGCGGACUUCUUGACGCAGCUUGGUUUCGACGACACGUUCAUCAGUACUGUCUUGAAACAGAAUUCGGAUGCCAUGGAGAUCCCUGUCGACACAGAUACCAAUAUCAACUCGGAGAAGCGCAAGAAUGAGAAGAAACUGGGCUCACUGCGCCCCGAGCUGGAUGAAAACCCUGGAGCAGUGGGCGCCCCAUCUGCUCCCUCGAAUGGAGACCACGACGCACCAACAAAGCCUUCUACUGCGCCAGGUAAUAGCGCAGUGACUCCGACCAAGCGAAGAUUGGACGUUGAGGAGGGUGAGGGUGAACCAGAAUCGGCUAAGAAGCAAAAGAAAGAGGAAGAAUUUGACUUCAAGUGGUAUUACUUUGAGUGGUUCUACCUAUAGGGGUUUUCAUGUGUUUAGGAGUGAGGUCUGGGCGGGACGUCCACGGCGGAAGAGAACUCAGGCCAAUUCUAAGAUGAUCGCCACGGGAAUGCGAUUCAGAGCAGGUGAACAUUUCUAGUAAACGUUUGUGCAACAUCUACGCUUCCCGAGCCACAAGCAUCACGCCAGCUUCACGCGAGCAACAUCC